AUGGGCCUCACAAAGGUCAAACACAUCAUCCUGGUCCUCUCAGGCAAAGGAGGAGUAGGCAAAUCUUCAGUCACAACACAAUUAGCAUUGUCGCUCGCUUCAGCUGGUCAUUCAGUCGGUAUUCUCGAUGUCGAUUUAACCGGUCCUUCAAUCCCCCGCAUGCUGUCAAUCGAAGCCUCAAAAGUCACCCAAGUACCAGGAGGAUGGGCGCCAGUAUUGGUACACGAAGGGGACUCAGACAAAGGUCUCGGAUCUCUACACGCCAUGAGUUUAGGCUUUCUUCUCCCAGAGCGAGGCGACGCAGUUGUUUGGAGAGGACCAAAGAAAACAGCAAUGAUUCGACAAUUCCUCAAAGACGUACUCUGGGAUGAAACCGACUUUUUACUCAUCGACACACCACCCGGAACAAGCGACGAACAUAUAUCCCUCGCCGAAACGCUACAAAAAGACGCAUCACCCGGUCAAGUCGCGGGCGCAGUAGUAGUCACAACACCCCAAGCCGUAGCGACAGCAGACGUACGAAAAGAGCUCAACUUUUGCACCAAGACGAAUAUCCGGGUAUUAGGAGUCGUGGAAAACAUGAGCGGUUACGUGUGUCCGCAUUGUUCCGAGUGCACCGACAUAUUUGGAUCAGGAGGAGGGAAGAGCAUGGCGGAGGAGUUCAAGGUUCCGUUCCUGGGGAGUGUUCCUAUGGAUGCGCAGUUCAUUUCUCUGGUUGAGGAAGGUAAACGACCGAUUUAUCCGUCUGGUACGACGGUGAAUGGGAAGGAUAUUUCGGGGACAAACGGUGAGGGAGAGGGUUUGGUUGAUAAGUACCGGGAUUGUUCAUUGUUUCAUGUUUUUAGAGAUAUUACAGAAAAGGUCAUGACAAACGUGGCUAAUUAG
Molecule: messenger RNA, 885 nt
Organism: Fusarium redolens
Lineage: Eukaryota; Fungi; Ascomycota; Sordariomycetes; Hypocreales; Nectriaceae
Product: P-loop containing nucleoside triphosphate hydrolase protein
Exons: 2
Coding region: 1-885 (294 amino acids)
Biological process (GO): iron-sulfur cluster assembly
Cellular component (GO): cytosol
Molecular function (GO): ATP-dependent FeS chaperone activity; ATP binding; 4 iron, 4 sulfur cluster binding
Source: RefSeq, a predicted model, not a curated record